Molecule: messenger RNA, 1224 nt
Organism: Fusarium oxysporum Fo47
Lineage: Eukaryota; Fungi; Ascomycota; Sordariomycetes; Hypocreales; Nectriaceae
Product: Rieske [2Fe-2S] domain protein
Exons: 2
Coding region: 1-1224 (407 amino acids)
Molecular function (GO): 2 iron, 2 sulfur cluster binding; iron ion binding
Source: RefSeq, a predicted model, not a curated record
AUGACCAGCGUAAAUGGAAAUGCAAUUCUCUCCAGCAAGCCAGAUGUCCAAGAACCGCGAGCCCUCCCCGCGUCUUGGUAUCGGCAGGAUGAAAUGUAUCAGCUUGAGCGACGCGCCAUCUUCUCUAAGCGAUGGCUCCUUGCCACGCAUAAAUUACGCUUUACCAAGCCCGGAGACUUUCUCCGCUUUGAAGAGGCUGGUUAUGCUUUUGUGCUGUGCCUAGACAAGGACGGAGAGACCAUCAAUGGCUUUCACAACAUCUGCAGGCACAGAGCUUUCCCAAUCGUCACAGAAGAGGCGGGAAACGCCAAGAUCUUCUCUUGCAAAUACCAUGGCUGGUCGUACGGCAUAAACGGAAAACUUGCUAAGGCCCCGCGCUUCGACACCGUCCCAACGUUCAACAAGGAGAACCAUAGCCUCUUUCCUGUCCAUGUGCAUAUCGAUGCCAUUGGAUUCGUCUGGGUCAACUUGGAUGCGUCCCCGGAACCCGAAGUUAAAUGGACGGACGACUUUGAGGGAGUUGACUCGCAGGAACGAUUUAAAUACUUUGACUUCUCUCAAUAUCAAUUUGAUCACGUCUGGGGAAUGCAGGGCAACUAUAACUGGAAAACCCUUGCUGAUAAUUACAACGAAUGUUAUCAUUGCCAGGUUGCACACCCAGAUGUCAAAGCCAUAACAGACUUGACCUUUUACUACACCGUCUCCAAGCCAGGCUACAUUCAGCACUUUUCGCGGCCAAAGAAGGGAACGGAGCAAGACGAUAUCAAGAUCAGUAGCACCUACUAUUUCCCCAACUCCUGCAUGACUGUUUCGCCACAUUUCUUCUACAUGAUGCGAUGCGUACCAACAUCAGUCGGCACCUGCUCAAUGGAGUACGAAGUCUAUCGCCAUAAAGAUGCCACCGACGAAGAAUUUGAGAGGACCAACUCUUUCUUUAAGCGAGUUCUCGGGGAAGACAAGUAUUUAUGUGAUGCGGUGCAGAAGAACUUGGAAGCAGGUGUCUUCACUAAUGGAGAGCUGCAUCCCGACUUGGAGAGCGCGCCGAUCUUCUUCCAGAACACGGUUAGGCAGAUCGUGACUGAGCACCGUAAGAAGGAGCAAGAUUCGAAGGCGGAGAUAUGGCCAGCUCGUCGACAUGUAGCAAAUUCGGAGGUCACAAAGGGGGAUGAUGAGUUUUGUGAUGGAUUGGCUUGCAAGGCUGAUAAUGCUGACAUGGAGUGGUGA